GCUCGAUACCCAAACGUAAAUACUACCCGAGGGUCGAGAAGGCGCUCAGUUCAGUUCAGCAGUGUCCCGGAGCGACAUAUGUUCCACUCCUCCGUACUCCACCGGAUUUCUCUCAUGGCCGCCAAACCCCACCGCGUCCAUUCAUUUUCAGGGACUUGUUCAUUGCAGGGCUCGGCGAAAAGAGCGAGGACAAUGACCUCUGAAUCCUCCAUGAAAGAUGCUUUCGGCAGAUACGCUGAAUACCUCAAUGACCUGAAUGACAAACGUGAAAGAGUGGUGAAAGCAAGUCGUGAUGUCACCAUUAACAGCAAAAAGGUCAUAUUUCAAGUGCACAGGGUUGGUAAGCACAACAGAGAAGAAGUUUUGGAGAAGGCAGAAAAGGAUUUGGCAUCUGUGACAGGGCAAUAUAUGUCUCGACUAGUGAGAGAACUACAAGGGACUGAUUUUUGGAAGCUAAGACGAGCAUACACACCUGGGGUACAAGAAUAUGUUGAAGCUGCAACAUUUUGUAAAUUCUGCAAAACUGGGACUCUUUUGAAUCUUGAUGAGAUAAAUGCAACUUUAUUGCCACUUAGUGAUCCAUCUUUUGAGCCAUUGCAGAUUAAUGUUCUUGACUAUAUCUUGGGGCUUGCAGACUUGACUGGAGAGCUGAUGCGGUUGGCUAUUGGUAGAAUAUCAGAAGGUGAACUUGAGUUUGCUGAGAAGAUAUGCAGGUUUGCACGUGAUAUCUACAGGGAGCUUACUCUUCUUGUUCCACAUAUGGAUGAUAGUUCUGAUAUGAAGACAAAGAUGGAUACAAUGCUCCAAAGCGUAAUCAAAAUAGAGAAUGCUUGCUUUAGUGUUCAUGUGAGAGGAUCGGAGUACAUUCCACUCACUGGAUCCAUUGACUCAAGUUCAUUCUUGUUGGACAUGCCUGAUAAUGAACUGUGAAGAAAAUUCAAUUAUUUUUCCAACCAGAAAUUGUUUUGGAACGCUUCAUGGAAUCUAUGACUACAUGUGCAUCUGCCUGCUGAAAGGUUUGAAGGUCGAUACUUCAUCUUCUUUUGGUUUAUUUUUGGCAAUUGUUUUGGCAAAGCUUCUCAAAUGUUUACACAACCUUGCAAAGACUAGCAAUAUUUUGGGGUGGAAAAGGUUUAUGUACGUUUUCUUUGGUGAGCAUCUGUUGUGCUAUUAAUGUGAACUGCGAUCCAAAGUACUUGUUCAGCUCAUAUGACUAACGCCUCCAAACGAGUUCUUGAAACUUCUUGACAUGAAAUCCAGACGAGAAAUGUUGAUAUCCUCCUUUCUAGUGAUUGCGGAUUUUGCCAAUUCAUAGUGUUGUCUUGAGUUUUUAUUCUGAGGUCUUGUUGCCUUAAAGAGUCUGUCCAGUUUACAAUGUUAUGGUACAAGUGCUUAUGCACUACUAAUGAACAAUGCCUAAUCCCAUGUUGCUUACAUUA
Molecule: messenger RNA, 1439 nt
Organism: Carya illinoinensis
Lineage: Eukaryota; Viridiplantae; Streptophyta; Magnoliopsida; Fagales; Juglandaceae
Product: translin-associated protein X
Exons: 8
Coding region: 79-930 (283 amino acids)
Cellular component (GO): cytoplasm; nucleus
Molecular function (GO): sequence-specific DNA binding; RNA endonuclease activity; RNA binding
Source: RefSeq, a predicted model, not a curated record